GUGGCCUGUGACCAGCUUGCGCAGCAAAACUGAACUCCUGCUGCCUGCAUCAGCAGCAGCUGCAUAAGUAUACCGUAUAGCUCAUGCUGCUCAGGUCCCCAGCCUGAGAAGGAAACCAGCAUUUUGGAGCAGAACUUCUUGAGAAGUGGGGCCGGACGCAAGAAUUGGGAAUGAGGUUUGAAGGGCAGCACGUUUUCUAAGCUGCAAUUGAUCCUUCUUUGCUUACCCACAAUUGUAAGGCCUACACGCAUCCACUUCAUCCAAUAUAAAUCUUUCACCAUUUGAAGCAGUGGGUCAAUUGUGAGGGCCAUGGCGCUUCUUGCGGUGAACCGCUUCGCUUCUUCAAAUGUUCUGCUUCAACAAGCGCUCCCUGCGGAGGCGGCUCACACAGCUGCCACUCAUCGAGUGCGGUGCCUGCCGGUGUCAGUUCUCAGAAUCCCAACACGCCUUGUGCAUAACGGACUAGUAUGUGGAAUUCCAAUGUCUCGCAUUGCUGUUGCAUUUGAACAUCCAAGCAGCAGAAGUAUUCGGAGGAGAACGCUUCGCAGGAGGGUCAUCAGCAUGGCCCUGAAUGACAACCAGGGCAGCUCCGGUGAAGAUAUGCUGCAUGCGGACGAGGAUUUUCGGGAGGCUGCUGUAAUUGAUGCAAGCCGUAUCUUCUACCAUGCCGCUGUUCCCACAAUCUUUCUGAAGAUGGAGGCCAGCGACCUAGUACUACCAAUUGUCGUCAACGGUCAAGCAAGCCAGAUGCUGACACAGGCUCUGAAAAAGGAGACUGGCGCCCGGCCGACCAUGUAUGAGGUCAUCCGCGAGAUGUGCGCUACCACAAAGAUGGAGGUUAAGAUGGUCAGGGUGACGGGACGGGUGGUAGAUACGUACCACGCCCGCAUUUACCUUGCUCAGGCAAACUCGAACGAGAUUGUGAGCGUUGAUGCGAAGCCUUCGGACGCUAUCAACAUCGCCGUCGCCUGCAACGUCAAAAUCUUUGUCAACAAGAACUUAAUGGAGUCUGAUGGCGUCAUCCCCGAGUACAAGACGGUGUGGACAGACCUUGCCGGCCAUGGAUUUGCCCGCCUCUUGCCGGACGCCAGGCUGGAUGUUGCCGACAACCAGCACGAUCCCCUGGCCGAGGAGAUUAUUCUCAUCAAGAACAUGUCGAUUGCGGCCAAUGAGGAGCGCUACGCUGAUGCUGCUCGCUGGAGGGACGAGCUUCAGAAGUUUCGCACCAAGAACAAGUCGAGGCGCCUGCAUCGCCAAGUCUGACUCGGAUGCAACCCGAAAGAAAACGGCAACGAUAGAAAGUACAUAAACGAUGGGGCGGGUGUGUGAAACUGGGGGUUUUGAGUUGGGGUCGCUCAAGUGGGGGACUUGGGCGUAAUCGCCAAGAUUCCGAUGUACAGCUGAAAUGUCGUUUUCUGUAGAGUAGAUGCUUGUAAAUGGCACUGUAAAUGGGCGCACAACCGCUGCCGCAAGCUUAGGUGUGUGGGCAUCAACGUCACUUGUAAGAUAAGUCUGGGGUGAUCAAGCGUCUAGAAAGGGUGUACGUGGGGUUUUCAUGGGUUAUGUUUGGGUCUGGGUUUGGAAACUCUGUGACCAUCUAGGAGCUGCUCGCGAAUAGAAAGUUGAGGAAGGAGGGAGGCCUUGGCCUCCUUCUCUAAGCCUCGUGUGACGGUCGAGCUCAGCUAUAGGCCAACUUUUCAUGGGGAGAUUGCCAAGCCGCGUGCAUUGGGCCUUCGAAGGUCUCCUUGGAACAUCGAGUCAAUAGGCUUCCCACAACGAAGGUUGAACGUCAAGACCAAGUGGGAAUCGACGGUGGUUGAUAGCAGAGUCGUGCAGGUCUGCUAGUCGGCUGCCGCACAAUCUCAGGUAGAUUUCGGUUGUAAUGAACACGUAUGGUCGAAGUAGAAACGGAACAAGAAACACAACGAGCCGUCCAUAUCACUGUAAAUACUGGGUUUGUACAGUCCUUACGUUUUCUUCGCAGACAGUAAAUUUGUCACACCCUUUCAGAAAUCAUGGAACGUUUGAAUGCACUCGUAUCGACCAUUUAACUCUCUGUGAUCGCGCAACAAAAUAUACGGCUCCCAAGUAUCGAC
Molecule: messenger RNA, 2096 nt
Organism: Klebsormidium nitens
Lineage: Eukaryota; Viridiplantae; Streptophyta; Klebsormidiophyceae; Klebsormidiales; Klebsormidiaceae
Source: the annotation of a GenBank genome assembly